Messenger RNA from Meriones unguiculatus (Mongolian gerbil), 8321 nucleotides. RefSeq names its product TRPM8 channel associated factor 1 (gene Tcaf1). The record is from RefSeq and is a predicted model, not a curated record. The transcript is spliced from 8 exons. Bases 202 to 2961 code for a protein of 919 amino acids. Gene Ontology annotation, biological process: positive regulation of anion channel activity. NCBI's taxonomy places the organism in Eukaryota, Metazoa, Chordata, Mammalia, Rodentia, Muridae.
AGCCUGGAGGAAGUGGGGAGGAGACUGGCUGGGAACCCCUCCUCUCCUCCCGCUCGGGUCUCCUCCCCGCUCGGCUUCGGCUUUCCGCCGCUGCUCCAAGGCGCCUCGGUGCUCAGCAGAGAAGCCCCUGGCCCGCCCGCCCGUGCGGCCCUCGCAGCCAAGACAGCUUCCUUGGUGGAAUCGCAGGAAACCAACAGAACCAUGGCGACUCCCUCGGCUGCCUUUGAGGCCCUUAUGACUGGAGUGACAAGUUGGGAUAUCCCGGAGGAUGCUAUCCCAUGUGAACUGCUUCUUAUCGGAGAGUCAUCAUUUCCUGUGAUGGUGAACGACAUGGGCCAGGUCCUCAUUGCCGCCUCCUCCUACGGCAGAGGUCGAGUGGUGGUGGUCUCUCAUGAGGACUUCUUGGUGGAAAGCCAGCUCUUUGUCUUUCUUGUCAAUGCUGUGGGGUGGCUUCGCUCCUCCUCUGAGUCUGCCAUUGGUGUGCACUCAUCUUUAGCACCAUUGGUGAAAAUCCUGGAGAGCUGUGGAAUAGAUUCAAAGAUUGAGCCAGAGGUGAAUGACUCCCUGGGAGUUUACUGUAUUGAUGCCUACAAUGAAACCAUGGCUGAUAAGCUAGUCCAGUUUGUGAAACGAGGAGGAGGUUUGCUCAUAGGAGGCCAAGCCUGGGAUUGGGCUAACCAGGGUGAAGAUGAAAGAGUUCUGUUCACAUUUCCUGGGAAUCUGGUGACCAGUGUGGCUGGUAUAUACUUCACUGAAAACAAAGCAGACACAAGUUUCUGUAAAGUGUCUAAGAAGAUGCCUAAGAUCCCCGUCUUAGUGAGCUGUGAAGAUGACCUCUCGGAAGACAGAGACGAGCUUCUACGUGGCAUCUCGGAACUGGACAUCACCAAUUCGGACUGUUUCCCAUCCCAGCUACUAGUGCAUGGGGCUCUGGCUUUUCCUCUAGGCCUAGAUACCUAUCACGGCUGUGUGAUAGCGGCUGCCCGCUAUGGCCGGGGUCGGGUGGUUGUAACUGGUCAUAAGGUGCUCUUCACUGUGGGUAAACUCGGCCCCUUUCUCCUCAAUGCUGUCCGCUGGCUGGACGGGGGCCGCAAGGGCAAGAUUGUCGUGCAGACAGAGCUGAGAACACUGAGUGGUCUGCUCGCAGUAGGGGGCAUAGAUACCAGCAUUGAGCCCCAACUGACCAGUGAUGCAAGUGUCUAUUGCUUCGAACCCACGAGUGAUGUGGGGGUUAAGGAACUGCAGGAGUUUGUAGCAGAGGGCGGUGGGCUGUUUGUUGGAGCCCAAGCCUGGUGGUGGGCCUUUAAGAACCCAGGAGUGUCCCCUCUGGCUCGCUUCCCAGGAAACCUGCUCCUCAACCCCUUUGGCAUCAGCAUCACAAGCCAAAGCCUCAACCCAGGCCCCUUCCGUACCCCUAAGGCAGGAAUAAGGACCUAUCACUUCCGUUCAACCCUGGCAGAGUUCCAGGUGAUAAUGGGCAGGAAGAGAGGGAACGUGGAGAAGGGCUGGCUAGCCAAGCUAGGACCAGACGGGGCAGCUUUUCUGCAGAUCCCUGCUGAGGAGAUCCCUGCUUACAUGUCUGUGCACCGACUCCUGCGGAAGCUGCUGAGCCGCUAUAGGCUCCCGGUGGCAACCAGAGAGAACCCUGUCAUCAAUGACUGUUGCAGAGGGGCCAUGCUUUCCCUGGCCACAGGUCUGGCUCACUCGGGAAGUGACCUCUCACUUCUAGUCCCAGAAAUUGAAGACGUGUACAGCAGCCUUUACCUCCGCCCCUCAGAGUCUCCCAUCACUGUGGACGUCAACUGCACCAAUCCAGGCACACGAUACUGCUGGAUGAGCACUGGACUCUACAUACCUGGAAGGCAGAUUAUAGAAGUGACCUUGCCUGAAAAUGCUGCCUCUGCUGAUCUGAAGAUACAAAUCGGCUGUCAUACUGAUGACCUGACCAGGGCCAGCAAGCUGUUCCGAGGCCCCCUGGUGAUUAACCGGUGUUGCUUGGACAAAACCGUGAAAUCAAUCACCUGCCUCUGGGGUGGUCUCCUCUAUAUCAUCGUCCCUCAGAAUAGCAAACUGGGUUCUGUGCCCAUCACCGUGAAGGGGGCUGUCCGUGCUCCAUACUAUAAGCUAGGAGAAACAUCCCGGGAAGAGUGGAAGAGGCGUCUCCUGGAACAUCCUGGUCCCUGGGGAGAACUGGCCACUAACAACCUCAUCCUGACUGUGCCAACUGCAAAUCUCCGAACUCUAGAGAAUCCUGAGCCACUGCUCCGCCUCUGGGAUGAGGUGAUGCAGGCCGUGGCGAGGCUGGGAGGCGAGCCCUUCCCUUUGCGUCUGCCACAGAGGAUAGUGGCUGAUGUGCAGAUAUCAGUCGGCUGGAUGCAUGCAGGGUACCCCAUCAUGUGCCACCUGGAGUCAGUGCAGGAGCUCAUCAAUGAGAAGCUCAUCAGGGCCAAGGGGCUGUGGGGCCCUAUACAUGAGCUGGGCCGCAACCAGCAGAGGCAGGAGUGGGAGUUCCCACCACACACCACGGAAGCCACCUGCAACCUAUGGUGUGUUUAUGUGCAUGAAACAGUCCUAGGCAUACCUCGAAGCCGUGCCAAUAUUGCCCUGUGGCCCCCUGUUCGGGAGAAGAGAGUCCGAAUCUACCUGAGCAAGGGGCCCAACGUGAAAAACUGGAAUGCCUGGACUGCGUUGGAAACAUACUUACAGCUCCAAGAGGCCUUUGGUUGGGAGCCAUUUAUCCGUCUCUUUACCGAGUACAGAAACCAGACCAACUUGCCCACAGACAAUGUCGACAAAAUGAAUCUCUGGGUCAAGAUGUUCUCCCAGCAAGUUCAGAAGAAUCUGGUUCCAUUCUUUGAGGCCUGGGCCUGGCCCAUUCAGAAGGAAGUAGCUACCAGCCUAGCCUAUCUGCCUGAAUGGAAAGAAAAUAUAAUGAAAUUAUACAUCCUGACACAGAUGUAAGGAGUGCCCAUCGAAGUGGCAGGUAGAGAGGUUUGGGGAGGUAGGCAGAGGUGGAGGUUUAUUCCUCUACCUCUGUCUUCUAAAGUUCUGGCUUUGGCCUCUUAAUCUGUUGCUCCUGUGUCCUAUUACCACCUUCUGUGUCUAGGAAGUGGGUUAAGAACUCAACCUAAAAUGAAGGCAGACAUUUUUAGGAACAUGGCCUGCAUCUAUGAGCCAGACCCCUCUGCUUCUCAGUUGUUUGGCAGCCUCCUGACCCUGUAUUGACCCAGUGCUGGGAGAGUGGACAUCUCUUUCUAUCUGGUCAUUGGUCCAUUUUGAUGAGCCAUAGAGGGCAGUCCUUCUCCUGGCCUCCUUGUCUUGGGGAUAGGUAUAAACAUCUCCGCCUCUUGGGUGGUCACGGAGAGUAUGACUGAUGAUUUUAAAGAAACUUGUGAACUAUAUGGUACAUGUCAACUGAGUGGUUGUCCACUUCAUGCCAGCCCACUCUCUCCCACAGCUCAGAAGUUAACAUCAGCCUUUUUCUUAGUAGACUCCUUGUGCCCAGAUUCUAGGUCUUUUAUCUGGCAAGAUCCUUGACUUCUCUGUGGCUCUAUGACCUUGUUCUGUAAACUAAGAUCUAUUUCAUAUGAUUAUUGGGAGAACUGAGUUUUACAAUUGUCUCUAAAAGUGAUUACAACAGUUAGUGGGUAUUGUGAAAAUGUCAUUUGCCAUUGUUUUUUUUAUCUAGUUAACCCAACAACAUUCUGAAGCUAGACUUUACUUUUAGGUGCUAUUAACAGAUGCAGUCAUAAACUUUUAAUUUUUAAAACUGGUACAUGAAAAUAUAAAACCUGCAUAUAUUAAUGAGAUACCAUGCAAUGUCUGAUGUAUGAAUACAUUUUUUAAUGCCUGAAUUAGGCAAAGCACAUCUGUUUCCUCCAGCAGCUAUCAUUUCUUCAGACCAAACACAUUCACAAUGAUUUAUAUAUUUUUGACAUAGAAACUGAGUAACUAUUAUCAAGGGCCAGACAGAGGGAUCAGUGGGUAAAGCUGCCAAGACACAAGAUCUGAGUUCAAUCCUUAGAACUUUCACACGGUGAAAAAAGAUACCCAAUUCUUGGAUGUUGUCCUCCGACCUCCACAUGUGUUCUGGGAUAUACACACAAGCACACUAAACAAGGUUAAAAGAAAUAAUUGUUAUCUGCCUUACCCUAUCCUCUUCUACACAUACCAACAGCUAAAAUGAUUCUGGUACAUUGUUUUAUGAAUCUAAAGGAAAGAUUCUAAGCUCACAAUGGAGUUUUCUGGUGGUUGUUUGAGACAGGGCCUUUCUAUAUAGGCAGGGCUAGCUGACUUCAAACACAAUGAUCUUUCGUCCUCAGCCUCCAAGUGCCUGGUUACAGGUGUGCAAGCCAUGCCCAUUUUCACAAUGUAGUCCUUUUUCUUCCGUCAUUUACAGCUACUUAUAUUUGGUCUCUUUAGCCAGUUCUUUCAGCUCAAAUUCCUUCCUUGAUAAAAUCUAGAGCAGAGAUAAUUGACAAAAGCCAAAACAAUCCUAAAAUAGUGUUUAGUUUUAGCAAAUGACACCCAACUUUGUGAUGGUAUUUAUAUUUCCACAGUGACAGAUUCAAGACACAAUUGCUGACAAGGGUUACUGAUUACAGAAGACUUCACUUUGGAACAAGAUAAUUCCGUACAGCUAACCCAACUUUCAUGUAAUUACUACACAUUCAAAAACCAUUUUAUGGUUUCUUUCGUGGUUUUAAUGAUCAUUAUCUCUAGGAUUGAUGUUAUGCACAAACAGUUCUUUGACUUCUUUUUAUUUAUUUACUUUAGUCUAAUCUGUUUUAUUUACAUAUUUACAUAGUAAGUGGGUGAAUGCACAAACUAUAAGAUUUGUGUGUGUGUGUCUUUAUCAUGCAAUUUCUUAAUCGUAGAGUUAUUUCAUGAAUAUCUAUCAUGUACACAUUGUGAACACAAACAUUCAAUCUUUAAAAUAAUUUUUAUCAGUUAUGAGGUAUUGAGCAUGCGCCAGGCAUUGUACUGGUCCCCACAUAUAGGUUAUGCCAUUUAAUCCUCCCAAUAACCUUAUAAGUAUAAAUUAUCACUCUUAUUUUAGGAAUAAGAGAACUGAACUUUAUGUAGAUUAAAUUGUGUAAGAUUCCACUGCUAAUAAGUGAUAGCUUUGUGAUUUUGAAUCCAGGCAUUAUGAUUGCAGAGUAGUUAUUUAUAAUUAUGGUGCUCUGAAUAACCAAAUAAAGAAACAAAUAAGCAACACAGAAAGUUUAUAAUCCCACUUGCCAGGGCCUGGGCUCUUUAUACUUAGCCCUUAUCUAAUCUUAGCAAGACAAAAAGACUCUGUUUCCCCUGAAAUGAGUGGAGAGGAAGAAUUUAAAUCAGGCUCCUAAAGUGCUUCCCAGUAGAAAUGAGAGUGAAAGAUUAGCCUCAGGAAACUCUUUCAGGUUCUGAUUGUUCAAAUUGUUUGUCAUUCUCCCCUGGGUACCAUGAAAGCAUUUUUGGUUUAUUGGAUUUUGAAUAAUGAACUAUUUCAUUGAAGUACCCGACUUCCCAAAGUCCCAGAUAUUUCAUGUUCUCAGAGAGAAAAUUACAUCCUCAAUCUUUUAGAAUAAGUUUUUUUCCACUCCUACUCUCAUCCCUUUAAUCUACUUUCAGCAGUAAAGGCUGGGAGCUUUUCAAUAAAGUUAUCUAUGUUAUUCUAGUGUCAAAAGCCUCCAGCAGUACUCUGGAUUUGAGAUGAUGGACCUUUCCUAAGCCUCACUGAGACUGAAGUCAAUACAGGGAACACAAAAGAAGUCUGAGACCUCUCAGCAAAGGAAACUAAAAACAUUUGGGUGGAGAAGAGAGAAAGUAAAUAAAGCUUAAUAAUGAAUGGGAAAUGUGGAGGUACAUUUCAGACAGAAUACUCUCAUCUGAACAUUGUAACCCUAAAGAGACUUGAGCACUAAAAAUGUCUAGCUUCUAGAUAAUUGUACCAGUUGUAAAUUGACCCCCAUCCUACUCAGCCCCAACCCGUGUACACAGAACACAAAAAACCUACCACUGGUACUAGUGAAACUGUCAUUGUUAUUGUUUGAAUAAAGAAUUCAAAUGAACCACCUGAGGAGAAGUAAGAAUUAGGGCUCCAAAUGAUAUUCUUUUCAUGGAAGUAAGUGGCCCUUUUGCCCAUUGGUUAAUUUUCUUCUUAGAGUUGAGACCUGGAGCUUCUAGUCAUAGCAGAGAUUUUCAGGAGAAGCAGGAAUCUAUAAAAGAGACAAUAAUUAAUACAGGUUCUUAAUGUGGAUUUUCUGAUAGUAAUUUCUGUGCAUGGAAGGGACCAAGAGAGAAACAUAAGAAAAAUAAGAUGUUAGAUGUAAAAAGAUUGAAAAAAUUAAAAACUAAAGAAAACACAUUUAUACAGAAAAAAAUCCUUAAAAUUCUGACCAUCUCUUCAGAGAGAUUUGAGGUACAUUUAUAAGAUAACCUUCUAAGAAACAUUCUGAACAUUUUUAAAACAAAAUAAGAGUGCCAAAUAUAUUCAAUAGAUAGGCUGGAAGUCAAAAUAGAAUGAAUCUCCCUAGACAUGCAACAAAACGAAAUAACAAACUGUAGGAAAAAAAGGAAAAAUAAAUAGACAAUCACGGUUUAACCAUUAUGAGUUCCCAGAAGAAAGGACAGAGAUAGCAUGGACAAUAAAAGAACAAGAAAGACUUAAGAACACCAUACUGAGGUGAGCCAAUAACAAUGACAUAUAGGCACAGUCCUAAAAAAAGGGGGAGGGAGGGAACAUUCAAAGUGCCCAGCAAAGGGAAAACAGCUGAACCAUGCCUGGAUGAGAACAGUCUGGCAUCUUCAGCAGCAACACUAAAUGCUAGAUGUCAAGGGACCAAUGGGUUUACUUUUGAAAAUUUUUGUUCCCAGAACUCCAUAUCGAGAGUAAUGUAAAAAUAUUGUCGAGAGUAAUGUAAAAAUAAAGACAUCCUUUGGCAGGUGAGUUUUUAUAAACUUUACCCCCCCCACACCCUUGUACCCUUAUUAAGGAAGUUUUCCAUUUAUAUAUAUAUACACAUAUGCAUAUAUAUACAUAUUCAUAUAUACAUAUGUAUAUAUUUUUGUGUAUAUAGACAUAUGUAUGUGUGUGUGUACACACAUAUAUAUGGAUGUAUACACACACACAUAUAUGGAUGAAAUUCUAAAAAAAAAGAAGGAAAGAGGAUCUGGAGACCAGUAGACCUCCCCCAAGAUGGCUCUGUCUACAGUUGUAGUUAUGUAAUAGACCCAUUUCACAAGAGAGUACUACCUUGGGCUCUAAGAAGAAUGUGCCAGAUUAUCACUGAGUAAUGGAACAUUUGGAGAUCUGGAAACCUGGAAGACAUACAAUCUGUCUUCCAGAUAAACAUUAUAUCAAGAAACUUAGGCUCAACCAUGAAGGAAAAUAAAAUGGGAUAGGAUUCUGAAGACUUGUGAAGUAGAAGAAGAGCUUUAUUGGCUGUUGACGGUAGGUAUGUUUCCUUUCCAUUGGUACAAAUAUCAUGACAUUGGCAGUGUAGGAAAAAAUACACGUCUUCCACUUGGCUUGAUCAAAAGUAUUUUAAUAGCCAAAAUAAUGUAGAUGCCACUUAUAGAUCAUUUGUGUUCUGAUCAGCCUAUCAACAAAGCCAGAAAGGCCUGAUGUUUCACCCAGAAUGAAUGUAGAAAGGGAUAUUGACCAGCUGAUGCACAAGAAAGUGUAGGCUGAAUUUGUUGGGCGAAGAGAAGUAGAAGGAAGAGUGGGAAUAUGUGAAUAUUCAAAGUGGGGUUGAAAAGAUGCUGUCUUCAGUUAAUGGAACACAGCUAUAUUGUUAGUGCUGUCUUCAGUUAAUGGAACACAGCUAUAUUGUUAGUGCUGUCUUCAGUUAAUGGAACACAGCUAUAUUGUUAGUGCUGUCUUCAGUUAAUGGAACACAGCUAUAUUGUUAGUGCUGUCUUCAGUUAAUGGAACACAGCUAUAGUAUUAGGUCAAUGCUAUAUGUUAAACCCUCCAAAGAGUUAAAAAAUGACACAUCUAUCAAACAUUUGGAGAAGGGCAGGCAAGGGAAAGGUGGAGAUGGUGUACAUUAAAUCCUUAUCUUUUGUAAUGUUGAAUUAUUAAAUAUUGUCUAAAGUUAAUAAGUCAAGAGAUUAUUGUUCAAAUAUCUUAUUUAAAGGUAGGAAGUUAGCCACCAAAAGAUGCAAGAAUAGAUAUCAUUAAAAGUAUCUAGGAAAUGGGAGUAGAGAAGGAGGAUGGGGUGGGAAAACAUCUUUUAAUUUCAAGUUCCUCUGUACUAUUUAAUUUUUUACCUUGUGCAUGUAUUAUUUGGAAAAGUUUGUAAUAAACUCAAAUAAAACAUCCUUCAGAGGCUUCA